Messenger RNA from Branchiostoma belcheri (Belcher's lancelet), 3448 nucleotides. Its product is annotated as recQ-mediated genome instability protein 1-like. Gene Ontology annotation, molecular function: nucleotide binding. Gene Ontology annotation, biological process: resolution of meiotic recombination intermediates; double-strand break repair via homologous recombination. The record is from RefSeq and is a predicted model, not a curated record. Gene Ontology annotation, cellular component: RecQ family helicase-topoisomerase III complex; nuclear body. Lineage: Eukaryota; Metazoa; Chordata; Leptocardii; Amphioxiformes; Branchiostomatidae. Bases 126 to 2438 code for a protein of 770 amino acids. The transcript is spliced from 14 exons.
UAGAAAUAGUUGACCUUUGUUUGUUGUUCGGCUAAAGUUCCCGCGCGAGGGUUCAAAAUUAUAUUUUUAGGUCAGCUCGAAUCAGACGACAUUUAUCCGUUAGACGGCCGUGACAGCACCUCAAGAUGCAGGAGGUUGGACAGGUGAACAGCUGGCUCCAGUCCCAACAUGUGCUGGUCAGUCAGGAGUGGCUGGAGGCCUGUCUGGAUUGGAUACACCAGGAAAACCAGGGCGCUAACCUGCCCCGAGCCCAGCUGAACCAGAUGGUGUAUGAACAGUGGCUUCAGGCUGACCUACAGGUCGUUGCCCCCGGCUGCCUCCCACAAGGCAUUGCACAGGAGCAGAAAACUGUCCUGAAUGGCAAAUUUGCUCUGCAGAUAAACUCCAUGAUAGACGUGAGUGUUCCAGCCUACACACAGUUACAGAAGCUGAGAGGAAGGGAGAACGCCAACGACGCUGUAACUGCAGAGACACAGGCAACUCAAAAGCCAUGGGAGCAGAAGCCGACCCGUAUGCUGAUGUUGCAGCUCACUGAUGGACAGCAAAACCUGCAGGGCAUGGAGUAUCAGCCAAUCAGAGAUCUAGCAGUGGACAUGGCACCUGGCACAAAGAUAUUAGUGUCUGGUCCAGUGCAGUGCAGGCUGGGAGUUCUGCUGCUGGAUGGAAGGAAUGUAAAAGUCUUGGGAGGAGAGGUGGAGGAAUUGGCCGAGGAGAAUAGGAUGGAGAAUGUCUUACUCAAAGCUGUUUCUGAACAAGGUGCUGCAGACCCAACACUAGUGCAGCAACAGCAGCAGAUACAACAGGAGUACAGACAGUCAACAGCCAACAACACUAGAAAUACAGCAAGUACCAGGCAACAGAACAACCAAGGCAGGCAACAGAACAAUCAAGGCAGGCAACAGAACAACCAAGGCAGGCAGCCUGGAUGGCAAGGAAAUGCAGAUUUUGGACAGGGCAAUAGUACAGAAACAAAAGCUAACAAGAAGACCACACAGCCACCAGUGACAUUCACAGAUGAUUUUGAAGAUGAUGACUUCUUGGACAAUAUGGACCUUGGGGAACUGGACAUGUUGGAAAAUCAGGAAAUGCAAGAAACAAAACCACCAAAAACACUGCAGAAUCCACCAGUCGUGCAGCAGAGGCAAAAUAUGAAUAAACAACAAAACAAUGCAAGAAGUCUUCAACAAAACAAUGCAAUAAGUUUUCCAAAAGCUGUGAAAACAGAGCAAACCGAUCCUUUUGAAAGAGGGGUGAUGCAGAGGAGCAGUGACAAUUUUUCUACCAGGAACCCCCCUGCUGCACAAAGUGGUCACAACCAUCAGGGAGGUAGAGACGAGUUCAAAUAUGAACCAGAAUGGGAUGAACCAUUUGAUAUAGAGGGGGUUGAAGAGAGUGAAGAAAGAAAAGAAAGACUUGACACCAGUUCCAGACAAGUUAAACAAGAGAACUCCACCUCUAGUACAUUGAACCGAUCCGCCGUGUUCCAAAUUGAUGAUGAACCUGACUGGGACGAUCCAUUACUGAUGGAGGGGAUGGCAGGCAACAUGAGCGCCAUCGACAAUGAUGUAUGGGAUGAUCCAUUUGAUGAGGAGGGAGAUCAGCAUAUGGUGCAACAAGGGACAAGUAAAGAUGCAGGAAAAGUGGAAGAAAGGAGGGAUUUCACAGUGCCAAAGAGAGGGCCCUUUGAAAACAAAGCAUCUUUUGAAGACAGAAGUAAACCAGUUCAGUCUGUAGAGAUCUCUUUACCAACUGUGAAGCCAAGUUUGAGGCCUCCAACUGUCCAGCAGAAGAGCGAAAGUCAAGACAUCAAGGUAAAAAGAGAGCCUAACAUCAACCAAGCUUCAAACUUGCACGGUAUGAGUGACGCUGCAGUUCCUUUCCCAGGAGCAAGAGGGGGCUUGUCCACACAGAAGCUUGUGCAGACAGUAACACCUUUCAGCAGGGAACAGCCCUCAGAGAUGAAGAAAAGGAGGCUUGAUACAGGUGUGGACUUGGACACCCCGCCCUUUACUUACCUGUCCAAGGUGCUGUCUACUCUUCCUGUCAGCAACAGGACUGUGGUCACGGUUAAGGCUUUCAUCCUCACCCUGACGUCCAAGCUGGAGAAAACGAGUGAGUGGAAGAUGUCAGCCAUGAUCAACGAUGGCUCGACCUGCGUGGAAGUGGACUUGGGAGAUGAGGUUCUGGCCAAGUUGAUUGGAUUCACAGUACCAGAGCUGAAGAACUUAGUUGUCAGAUCCAAGACAGAUCCAGCCAUCAAGAAGAGGAUCAAAGAGGGUCUUGAAGGGUGCCAGAGGAAGUUGAUUGACCUCUCCUGUCUGAUGGAGGUGGAGGUCAGCCCCACCCUGGUCAAACCUAAGGUCAUCGCCCUGUCAGACAUUAACCCCACUGUUGUCAGACAGCUUCAAGAACGAGUAGACAGAAAUGCUAUACAAUGAAUAGUAAAAUGAAAUACAAGGCAGAUUUUUAAUAACAAGCUAACAUUUAAUUCCAUGAUGAAUUUACAAGUAAGGAAUUUCUUUGGAAUAUGUCCACAAAUUAAAGGCUAGCACAUUUUUAAAGAAACAUUACAUAGUGGGUUUUAAUGUAAAGUCAUGAAAUGGACAGAAGUGUGCUGACAUAGGUAACAAUUCUGCCUACCACAAAUGUUACUGAGAGGCUCUUUGCACAUAGCGUUACACCAAUAUGGUAUAGAUGAAUUUUGCUGUGUAUAUAUGAAACUUACUGAACAUGUUGUAUUAAUAACAUUGUUAAGAAAUGAUUACAUUCAGAUUAGUAGUAAGAAAUCAGUUUAUUUUAUUGAAAAAGUUUUUUGUUGUUCACUGGAGGUAUGGAAGGUCAUGUAAAUAAAUGAUGUAGUUUACAAAAUACAUGUAUUACAACUGCUUUCUACAAAAUUUCAAACCAUCACUAAAUAAGUGUAUGACAAUUUAGCUUAGUCCAAAAGUACUGGGACCUUUGCUAUUGACUUAUAACAUGAUAACUUGUUAUUGUGUUGAUUUGAUUUUAGAAAUGAAAGACACAUACUGCAACCUUGAAGCGAAAUUAUCGUCCAUAUAGCCCAGCUUGGAAGAUAAACACAGGUCACUUACAAUGGCAUUAUCCUGUACAGCAAGCAAGUUCCAAUGAAAUAAAACUAAAAACGUAUAUUCCAUAUUCUAUAUAUAGAGCCAAACUAUGGACCUCUGCUUCAUCUGUAGUGAGUAUAGUUCAUAAUACAAAUAUAAGUGAUCUCCUUUCUGUAGUCAUAAAGAUCACUCCAUGCAGUACCCAAGUUGUUACGUGAGUCACAAUGUCACAAUGCGCUGUACCCUCACCAUAGAUACUUCGCUUCAUAUUUGGUGACCGUUCAUGGUAGCUGAUUGCCUCUAUGCAGUCAUCAGAUAUCACAAAUGAUGUGUUAAGCUAAAGAGAUUAUUUCCUCUGGCGCAUACAGCUAAUAUUGUGG